Molecule: messenger RNA, 876 nt
Organism: Exophiala aquamarina CBS 119918
Lineage: Eukaryota; Fungi; Ascomycota; Eurotiomycetes; Chaetothyriales; Herpotrichiellaceae
Product: protein-S-isoprenylcysteine O-methyltransferase
Exons: 2
Coding region: 1-876 (291 amino acids)
Biological process (GO): C-terminal protein methylation
Cellular component (GO): membrane; endoplasmic reticulum
Molecular function (GO): protein C-terminal S-isoprenylcysteine carboxyl O-methyltransferase activity
Source: RefSeq, a predicted model, not a curated record
AUGUCCGACUCCUCAGAGCCCCCUUCGCCCGACAUUGUCCACGAAUUUCCAAGACAACCUGCGAGUGCUGCGCAUCAUCAAAACGGAGGCCCUCCUUUCCAGCCGUAUCGUGCACCCCUGUACAUCCAUCCGUACUAUCUGCCUGGAGGCAACAGGUCGCUUUCUGGGAUUGCAGCACGCGCCUUCGGAUUAGGGACCGCGUUCGGAAGCUGCCUCGUCCUGACUGUUCUGUUGGCUUACCUGGGGUAUGGUCUCUGGAGGGCACCUUGUUUCACUGCAAUGCUGGCGAUAUUUCACUAUCUAGAGUUUGACUCGACAGCACGAUACAACCCACCAGAUGCUCGCAUCUCGUCAUUUCUACUGCUUUCCAAUGGAUACGCAUACGCCUCUGCCCAUACAGCCGCUAUGCUAGAACUCCUGGCUCGAUAUUGGAUGCAUUCUCAACACAGGCCGCAGUGGCUUGUUGCACCAUUCUACAUUCCAACCAUUUUCCCAACCAUCCCAUCAGCCUGGAUUGUCAUGUUUGGCUUCAGUCUCAUUGUGGUCGGCCAAACCAUGAGAAGCUUGGCAAUGGCACAAGCCAAAACAAACUUCAACCACGUUGUUCAAUGGACAAAGAAGCCUGAUCAUAUUUUGGUAACCGAUGGUGUCUAUGCGUUCUCAAGACACCCGGCCUAUUUUGGCUUCUUUUGGUGGGGUCUGGGAACGCAAGUCAUGCUCGGAAACCGUAUUUGUUUUGUGGCGUAUGGAAUAGUGUUGUGGAGAUUCUUCUCGCACAGGAUCAUGCACGAAGAGCGUCAUCUUGUCUCCUUCUUCGGCCAGGCCUACGUUGAUUAUCGCAGUCGUACGCCCGUUCGCAUUCCAUUCAUUCGUUGA